Molecule: messenger RNA, 187 nt
Organism: Plasmopara halstedii
Lineage: Eukaryota; Oomycota; Peronosporomycetes; Peronosporales; Peronosporaceae
Product: crinkler family protein
Exons: 1
Source: RefSeq, a predicted model, not a curated record
AUGGAUGUCGUAGACUUGUCUACAGUGGAUCCUCAAGUUCAAUUGAAAAUGUGGAAGUCAGUUGUCAGAAUUUCUUCAGAAGUUGAGUGUUCAGGAAAAGCAGUGGUUGUGGAUCAAACGUCGACGCACUUGUAUCUGCUGACGAACUCGUACAUGUGGGUCGACGAAACAUUCACUGAUCAUUUGA